This is a messenger RNA of Triticum urartu, 1851 nucleotides long. RefSeq names its product putative inactive poly [ADP-ribose] polymerase SRO2. The record is from RefSeq and is a predicted model, not a curated record. Gene Ontology annotation, molecular function: NAD+ poly-ADP-ribosyltransferase activity. NCBI's taxonomy places the organism in Eukaryota, Viridiplantae, Streptophyta, Magnoliopsida, Poales, Poaceae.
GCAGAAUACAAAAACCGACGUCCCCGCCGACGUGCGCCUCACGAGACCGACCCGCCCGCCGUCCCACUCCCCCGCUUCUUAUAUAUUCCAGCCCCGCCUCCGGCCCCAACUCCACUUAGACCGCCUCCGCGCACGCAUCAUCGACGGUGAAGCGUAGGUAGCGUCUCCACAGAUCGGGAUCAGGCGGCGAUGGACUUCUCCGGCGAUGUCAAGCAGGCGAUCCCCCGCCCGGCCGUCGCUUUCGGCGGCGUCGGCAGCGCUGGCCCGUCCCCGCUGCUCCGCGGCUGGCGGGAGUUCAGGCGGAGCGGCGCGCCCGUCAGGUUCCUCUGCUUCGAGGACGGCGCGUGGGCUGAUGUCGAGGGCGAGGCCGCUGUGCCUCUGCGCCGGUCGUUCCUGGACGGGAGGGUGGUCGCUGAGGCUGCCUAUGGCGGCAGGGAGUUCCUGUUCGACUUCUUGCGGAUGGUGCGCAUCGACGCUGGCACCGCCCAGGAGGUCGCCAUGGGCUGGAUUGACGACCGCGGGGCCUGCUUCUUCCCAGUGCCGGACAGCGGGCGGAAGAGGAAGAGGGGCGAGCCUGAGCUGGAGGACCGGGCGUCGUCCGGGGUGGAGGAGGGGUCCGACGAGAGCAGCGACACGGUGGAGUCCGGCAGGGUCGGCAAGGCGGCCCGCGGGACUUGGGGCAGGGCGGUGAGGCUGGUGGAGACGGACAAGUUCUACCAGGUUGUCAAGAAGCUCUUCCUCAGCGGGAUUGCCCCCCGGGUGGGCGGCGGCGUGGCGAUCACGGCGGUGCACAAGGUCGCGCAGGGUCCUCGGUGCAGGGCGUUCCAGCAGCAGGGACAGCUCCUGGCCGCUGCGCGCGGCGCCGACGGGGGCAAUGCCAAGUUCGCGUGGUACGGCGCGCCGUCGGCGGACGUGGCCGCGGCGGUGGAGCACGGGUUCGGCAGGACGAACAGCCGCGUCCUCGGCCAUCGCGCGCACGGCGACGGCGUCCACCUCUCGCCGCCUCAGUCUCCUUUCGCCAGCGCAAUGCUAGCAAAUGCAGAUGUGAACGGCGAGGCGCACAUCGUGCUGUGCCGUGUUCUGAUGGGCCGGCCAGAGGCCAUCCCAGCCGGGUCCUCCCAGCUCCACCCCAGCAGUGACAAUUACGACAGCGCCGUCGACAACAUGCAGAAUCCCCAGUGGUACGUUGUUUGGAGCAAGGACAUGAACACGAGGAUCCUCCCAGAGUACGUCGUCAGCUUCAAGUGCCCCAGCCUCCGUCAGAUGCAAGGAUCAUCGGAAGCGACCUCCCAGCUAAAGAAGCCUUCGCCGGUGGCCCGUGACAUGUUUCCGACGCUUCUAGCAGAGAUCCAGCGGUUCGUGCCAUCGUCCAAGCUGCAGACAUUACAGGGGACCUACAAUCGCUUCAAGAAAGGGCAGAUGAAGAAGGAUCAGUUCAUCCGAUUCUUGCGCGCCUUCAUCGGCGACAGGGUGUUGACAGCAGUUGCCAAGAAACUCCGAGGAUACUGAUGGACAGUGCAAGGGUGUUCUUCUGCUAGUUCUGUUGUCGUCAAAGUGGUGUGCUGGUGGUGAGGUGGUAGCUCAUUCGGCUGACUCCAUAGAACCGGAAGGGUGUGCGUGUCGGGUAUCAACAAGAUAGUUCUUCAUUUCUUAUGUCGCCGUAGUUUAGCUGAGAUUUGUUGUUGAUCUCAAGGACAUAGAGGGGUUACGGCAAUCUUCCAUUAACCAACACAAAGUUAGAUUUUAUUCUUGGUUUCUGCUAUAUUUUACUUGGUAUUUUGCUACCUGCAAUCUGUACAGACUGAAAGUUUUACCAAUUUAUGCCUGAAAGCAAUCAUUUGUUCGACGCCA